Messenger RNA from Gadus chalcogrammus (walleye pollock), 3230 nucleotides. RefSeq names its product interleukin 12 receptor, beta 2a (gene il12rb2). The transcript has 16 exons. Gene Ontology annotation, molecular function: cytokine binding; cytokine receptor activity. The record is from RefSeq and is a predicted model, not a curated record. The coding region runs from base 265 to 2661 and encodes 798 amino acids. Lineage: Eukaryota; Metazoa; Chordata; Actinopteri; Gadiformes; Gadidae. Gene Ontology annotation, biological process: cytokine-mediated signaling pathway. Gene Ontology annotation, cellular component: external side of plasma membrane; signaling receptor complex.
CGAUAGAUAGAUUGUUCGAUAGCGUUAAAUCCACGUGCCAAAACAACACCCUGUGUCUCUCUUUCGUUGAGAGACGGCAGUCCACCAUAGAAAGCUCCUUCGGGUCCCAAGUGACCUAGCCUCCAUCCAUGGUUCUCGCGACCAAACAGGCAAGACAGGAAGCGCUCCAGGGGACGAGCGAAUGGUUUGCUGGCCUACUUUAGUAAACUUGGUGAUGUGGUCAUUUGGGAACCCCUGAAGAGGAACUACGUCGCGGGUCAACGAAUGGCUCCAAAAUUCCCAACAUGGUGCGUUUGCAUAGUCACAGCGCUGGUUGUGCAUUGUUCUACAGGCUCUGAAACAUGCAAGAUCUGGUCCAGCGCUGGAGAAGUUGUGAAACGAGGCUCCAGUUUUAAGAUUUUCUGCACAUUUCCAUCCACCUGCGAGAUUGAAGUGCAUUUAAGCGAUAACUUGCGCCAAUACGAACGUCAUAAUUCGUCCACCGUGUACAUUGACGCUGUAAACAUAACAAACAGUGCGACGUAUAGCUGCCAGUGCAAGCUCGAACGCUAUCUCUGUGGAAUCGAUAUUCUUGCAGGAUAUCCACCAGGCAAACAUGGAGCCCCAACGUGCAUAAAGAGUGAAGAAAAGAAUAACGGAACUCAUGGUUUUGUGGAGUGUAGAUGGAAAAGCUUGACGAAAACCUAUCUACCCCCUAAUUCUACUCUACGGGUGACGUCUCUGCCCAAAAAACCCAAGAGCAUCCCCGAGACUCGCCCUGGGUCCAUUGAGGGCCCAGGGUCGUUCACGUUCAGGGCUAACUUGAUGGUAGAGAGUUCUGUCCAGAUGAUUUCCGUGGAAGUCCUCGCCCACAACGUGCUGGGGCGGUCAGAGUCUGACACCUAUAACUUCACUCUCAGCGACAUCGUGAAGCCCUCGCCCCCCGUUUUGAACCUAGUGGAGUGCUCCUCGAGGUCCUGUAACAUCACCUGGGGCCACUCCCUGAAGGUCAACCUACAGGUCCACCUACAGGUCCAGUACAGGGAUGUUACGGAUCUGUUGGUUGCAGAGGAGGACUGGCUGAACACCUCAUCUGAGCUGCCCUCCGUCCUUUCUCUAGAACCAUCCAGGAAUUACUCCUUCAGAGCCAGAGCCAAGCUGAACAGUGGACUCUGGAGUGACUGGAGCACACCGGUCCAAAACAGGACUCAGGAGGAAGCUCCCAACAAGGAACUUGACAUCUGGUUUGCCAGGGCCACUUCUCCACCGAACAAGUUGACUGUUUACUGGAAGUCGCUGAAUGAAUCUGAGGCCAGAGGGAGGGUGCUGGGAUACCUAGUCCAUGUAAAUGACAAUCACACGGAAAGCCGAACCACACACAAUGUCAGUGCCAACGACGCACGUUUCUCAGUCGAGUCCUGUGUAAGUUGCCUGGUGACGGUGUCUGCAUACAACUCCAAAGGCUCCUCCCCUCCGGCCCGCGUCCCCUCCCUUUUCAAAACAGCUCAGCCCCCUCAAGAGUUGCAUGUCACUGAAAGCAAGGACAACGUCUCCCUCUACUGGAGAAAGGCAGACCCUACAUUGCAAUCCACUGGCUAUCUGGUUGAGUGGUAUCUGCAAGACCAGCAGUUUGAAAAGCUCCAAUGGAUGCGACUGUCCAGCGCAGAGAGUCAGGCAGUAAUCACAGAGAUUGAUCCAAAUAAGUGCUAUGAUGGAGCGGUGUAUGUCUUCUAUGAAAACGCUUUGGGCAAGGCCAGUUUUACUGGUGUCAACACUCUAGUGUCAGAGCCAACAGGUGCGCCGUCGGUCAACAGGGACGGUGAGGGCCAGGCGGUGACCUUGACCUGGACACAGAUUCCCCGGCAUCAGCGUGGAGGGUGUAUCCGCAGCUACACCGUCUACGUAAAAAACAACAAGGACCCCGAGCACAUGAGUGCUCGCUACCAUGUCCCUGCGUCAGAGCAUCAGUACACCAUCGACCAUCUGCCUCCAGACACCUACAUAGUCUGGGUGACAGCCUGGACAGAAAAAGGCGAAGGACCCCCUGGGGAAACAAUCAAGUUUAUCAUCCAACAGGGAACAAACCCACUCCAUUGGCUGUUAUUGGCAGCCUCUGUGUUCAUAGUUCUUCUGCUCUGUCUCUUCAAGUGGCUAGCAAGAUGGCAAAGGCUGAAGAUGAUUCUAAUAUCACUGAAAGAUGUACCAGAUCCCAUCAAUAGCAAGUUGGCAAAGUCCUUUACAGAUAACAAGGGCAAGAUGGAUCUCCACGUGAACCCCAGCGACUUCUCCUCAGAAGAAGAGGAAGUCAUUGUGAAGUUCAUGGAGAUUCAGAAGGAGAACGACGAAGACUUCGGCCGCUGCGAGGGCCCCACCGACGCCUCCUCUGUCCAUCGGCCUGAUUGGGAUUCAGGGACGGAGCCGCAGACCCCCUACCUCAAGAGUUCUGCCUUGGCCUCAGACAGCUCCGACUACACGCACAGCUCCCAGGACACGGGCACCACCGCCGGCUACAUCGCCUCACAGGCGGAGCAGAGUGUACUGGAGGAAGGGCAGGAGGAAGAGGAGGAGUGUAUAGACCAUUACCCCAGCAAUGUCUUUGAUGAACCCAUCGUGUUUGGGAGGGGGCUGACUCUUGAUGCAGUGAAAAUUGACUGCAGAAACUUGUGGGAGAAUGACGGCUGAAAGGCUGGAACCUAUAUAAACAAGAUGUGUUUUUUAGAGGUGAUGGCUGAACAAACUUUAUUAUUUAAGGCAUGGUUGCAAUUUGAGAACAGGUGGGGCCUGAACCCACCACACACGUUUGGACUCACAAGUGCCCUCUUGGCCGCCAUUGGGGAAAUUAUUAAGGUUAUUUGGUUGCACAAAAGAUCAAAGACGAGUCAACGUAAUCUGCCCCCUUGAAUGUUUUGCAUAAGGACAUUAGUCUGUGAGGAAACUAUUGUUAUUGUACAAAUGUAGUAGAUGUGUUUGACUAACCGUUUGUAGUUAUCCUCAGUUUAUCCUCGUGAAAAAGUUGAGGGAGCUGGAUCCAAGUCUGAAAAAUCGUAUCUAAACAUUAAAUCCGGCAAAUAAAUACACCAACCGUUGUUCAUAUUGAUGAAAAACAGUAGUUUAAUUCUGUGUUCCAUUUACCUACCUGUUGCGGGAUGAGGAUACCUGUUGAGUGUCUACCAACGUAGGCUUCUCUUUGUUCGAAGGAUCGGUGUAGGUGUGAUUUAUCGCUGACUUCCUGGUAAAUUAAAGUGAUGAAU